CAUAGCCCUGACGUCAUGUCAUCACGAGGCCGGUGGUGAAAAGCGGAAGUUGAGCCACAACAACAACAAGAGCUGCCAGACUUCUUCUGGAAAAGACCACAAGGAAGCAAAACAUUUAAUUCGUUUGUUUAUUUGGUGCCACAAACCUGUGGCGGUCAACACACAUUGUUUUCGUUGACGUUCGGCGCAAACAUGUCGCUGUUCAGUAGACUAUUCGGCGUCAGCAACAAGGCAGGCAAGUCGCCCACACCCCAAGAAGCUGUUCAGAAACUACGAGAGACCGAAGAGAUGUUGACAAAAAAACAAGAAUUCUUGGAGAAGAAAAUCGACCAGGAGACGAUGACAGCCAAAAAGCACGGCAUGAAAAACAAACGAGUGGCGCUGCAGGCCCUAAAGAGGAAAAAACGUUACAUGACCCAGCUGCAACAGAUCGACGGCACCUUGUCCACCAUCGAGUUCCAGAGGGAGGCGCUAGAGAACGCCAACACCAACACAGAAGUGCUGAAGAACAUGGGCUUUGCUGCCAAGGCCAUGAAGGCCGCACACCAAGACCUGGACAUCGACAAAGUGGACGACCUGAUGGACGACAUCACAGAACAGCAGGAGAUCGCACAGGAAAUAACAAACGCCAUUUCCUCUCCCAUCGGGUUUGGGGACGACGUGGAUGAGGAUGAGCUACUGGCGGAACUGGAGGAGAUGGAGCAGGAAGAGCUGGACAGAAAUCUUCUGGAAGUUGAAGGAGCAUCAGACGUUCCUCUGCCAAACGUUCCGUCUGCAUCACUGCCAUCCAGACCAGCCAAAAAGAAGGAGGAGGAAGAUGAGGACGACAUGGCUGACCUGCAAGCUUGGGCCACCAACUAAACCUAACAGGCCACGCUAGCCGGUGUCCCUCCACUUGUCCUCGUCCUCACUCCCUGCCAAGAGGGACCUGGACUCUGGGCUGCUGAGCUGGCACGCUGCACCAACGCCCGUACCCCUUUCCUGAAGUAUACACUCGUGCACGUGAGAAUAAAAGAACAAGAAGAUCUUUA
Doryrhamphus excisus (bluestripe pipefish) is the source of this 1031-nucleotide messenger RNA. Its product is annotated as charged multivesicular body protein 4b-like. Lineage: Eukaryota; Metazoa; Chordata; Actinopteri; Syngnathiformes; Syngnathidae. Gene Ontology annotation, biological process: late endosome to vacuole transport via multivesicular body sorting pathway; vesicle budding from membrane. Gene Ontology annotation, cellular component: ESCRT III complex; cytoplasmic side of plasma membrane; multivesicular body. The record is from RefSeq and is a predicted model, not a curated record.